AUGCUGUCGCUACCACUGGCCCACCAGAUGGGCGGGCGGCACGUGCUGCUAGUAGGAUGCGGAGCGGUGGGCAUGACGCGCGUGGACAAAUUGGUGCCGACCGGCUGCAAGUUGACGGUGGUGGCGCCGGAGGUGGACGCGGGACUCGCCGCAUACAUGCCGGGCGGCAUGGAGGUGGCGGCCGGCGCGACGUGGGUCAACAAGGGGUGGGAGCCGGGGCAGGUGUACCGGGUGGCGCGACGGGAGUUCGCGGCGGGCGACGAGGGGCUAGAGGCGUUUGCGUUUGUGCUGGCGUGCGUGCCGGCGGGGGGGCUGGGCGCGCGGGUGCACGCGCUGAGUCACGCGCGCGGCGUGCAAUGCAACGUGGCGGACGUGCCGGCGCUGUGCGACUUCUACUUUGGCAGUCAGUGCGCGCUGGGCGAGCGGGGCCUGCAGGUGCUGGUAUCGUCCAACGGGGCGGCGCCGCGGUUGACGGCGCUGCUGCGCGCUGACAUCGAGCGGCGGUACGCGGCGCUGGACUGGGACGAGAUGUGCGGGCGGCUGCGGGCGCUGCGCGAGCGUGCCCGGGCGCUCAGCACGCAGGCCGGGCUGCCGGCAGAGGAGGCACUGCGCUUCCGCAUGGACUGGAUGCGGCAGGUGACGGACGCGUUCGGGCUGGAGCACUGCGCGGCCAUGGACGUGGAGCGGCUGGCCGGGCUGUUCGGCGAGAUGGCGGCGGCGGCGGCGGCCGGGCGGCCGCGCGCGCUGCCAGCGGACCUGGUGAGUGUGUAUACAGAGUCGAGCACAUAG
Eremothecium gossypii ATCC 10895 is the source of this 789-nucleotide messenger RNA. It is a transcript of the gene MET8, whose product is annotated as bifunctional precorrin-2 dehydrogenase/sirohydrochlorin ferrochelatase MET8. The record is from RefSeq and is marked provisional. Lineage: Eukaryota; Fungi; Ascomycota; Saccharomycetes; Saccharomycetales; Saccharomycetaceae. Gene Ontology annotation, molecular function: precorrin-2 dehydrogenase activity; protoporphyrin ferrochelatase activity. The transcript has a single exon. Gene Ontology annotation, biological process: siroheme biosynthetic process. The coding region runs from base 1 to 789 and encodes 262 amino acids.